AUGGCGCCAAAAGGCAAAGGAAAGGGUAAGGGCGCCGAGCUGGUGUUUGACGACAAGGCGCGAGCCGAGUACCUGACCGGGUUUCGCAAGCGCAAGCAGGAGCGCAAGCAAGCUGGUCGCGACUACCUUGCCAAGAAGGCCAAGGAAGAGCAGCUGGUGGCGCGCAAGGAGCUCCGCGACGCACGCAAGGAGAAGGCGGCCGAGAACGUGCGCGAGCAGAGGAAGGCGUUUGGUCUCGAGGCCGAGGGCGAGUCGGAUCUCGACGGCGCAGCUGGUUCGGACGACGGAGAGCUCGAAGACGAUGCUGCGCCCCAGAUCCAGGAGGAGGAGUACGACUCGGACGAGCAUCACACGCACGUCGUAGUCGAAGCCUUCGACCCCGAGCAGGAGGCGUUCGACAAGGCCGUCGCGAGCACUUCCACUGCGUCGCCAGCGAGGAAACCCAAGGUCAAUGGUGCGUCGUCUACCGCUGCAUCGCCCGGUGUCGAGACUCUCCCACCUUCCUCCCGCCGCGUCAACAAAGCUAAGGCCAAUGCGAGUCUCUCUCCCCCUCCACCGCCUCCUUGUCUCGGCGAGCUCCUCUUUCAGUGUCCUUCGACGAGCACCGAGCUGACAUCUUCUCAUUCUGCAUCUGCUCUCACAGGCCAAGGCGAAGAAGCGCAUCAUCCACACCAAGAAGAAGAUGUCGCGCAGAAAAGACUCCACAUCUCGGGGCUCACGUCCGCCUUCUCGAAAGAGGACCUGAUGCGGCGCUUCUCGACCUUUGGGAACGUCGUUGCGCUCGAUGGGCUCGGCAAGCGGGAUGCGCUCGGGCAAUUCCGCCCGUAUGCGUAUCUCACCCUGCAAGCGCCGCCGCAGCAGAUCAAGCGGUGCAUGAACCUGCUUUCGGGAUCAGUGUGGAAGGGCGCGACGCUGCGCAUCGGCGAGGCCAAGCCGGACUACCAGCAGCGGGUCGAGCUCGAGAAGGAAAAGCGUAGACAGGAAGAAGAGGAGCGGGCGAGCCGGAAGAAGCCGAAGCGCCUGCCGCCAGGCAUGGGUGUCGAGAGCAGCAACAUGGAGCCUGUAGACGAGGCUGCGGUUGAGAAUGGGCUGGCGUGGGGCUGGAAGCGUACGCCCGCAGGACAUCUGGUUCGUCCACUGCGUAUGCGACCUGCCCAUCCACUGCCUAAGCCGUCGCGCGCAUCAACUCUGGCAAGCGUCAAUGCGACGCAGGAAGAGGAGGAUGAAGCGCCAUCCAGCAGCAGACCGCCACGUGUCAACCCCAGAGUUCCAUCAAAGGCACAUCGAAUCACGAUCGAUCCGACGAGAUACGGUGCGGUCCAUCUGUCCGGUCCGCUGCUCGAGUCGCUCGCUGCCGAGACGGGCGCAUCCACCGAUGCUUUCGACGUGACCUCGCUCGGACCAGGCGAGUGGCAUUGCGAAGAGAUCGAGGACGACGAAGUCGAGUCCGCGUCGACAAAAGAUCACCGCCUGGUGCGAUGGCAAUACACAGCAAAGGACGGCAAGAUCCUGCACGAAGAGUUCACCAAGAUCCCCAUCCGUGUCGUCGCCGCAUCGUCCGCAACUGCAAGCAACGAGGAGGACGUCAUGGCGCAGCUCGAUUUCGAUCAAUACUCGGACGCUGGCAGUGACGACCUCUUUUCUGGAUUCACGUCGUCGAUCGCCCCAGCAAAGCCCCAGAUCGAGUCGAAAGCGCCGAAGAACGCUCCCAGAGACGCAGUGGUGGACUCGGCCGACAUCGACGACCUCUUUGCCGAUCUGCCGGCGUCAUCUGUGCAAGCGACGAGCAUCGACGAUUUGUUCUCGGAUCUGCCGUUCGCACCGACGCCCGCGAAGCAACUCAAGCGAGCCAAGGUGGACAAGGUGGUUUCGACGCCAACGCCGUCCAAGGUCAAAGGGUCAUUCGUCCCCGGUCUGGACCCGGAAGAGGCCGAGUUCUCGGACGGCUACGAUGAAGUCGUCGCAGCAGGGGCAGCGCAGAGCAAGCAGGUGGUCAACGCCGCGGAAGAGCGACAAAAGACGCUUGCUUUGCUCGGCCAGAUGUUUGGGUCUGGAUCGGACGACGAGGUGUCUCAAGUCGAUGUUGCGGAUCUUCGAGAUGAGGAUGUUGAGGAAGAGGAGAGUGACUCGGUGUCAAGCGAGGAGGCUGAUUCGGAGUCGGAGAGCGAUGCAGGCGUUGUCGAGGCGGACGCUGUCGAAGAAUCUUCGUCGAGCUCCAGCUCGAGCUCGAGCGAGGACAGCGAGGACAGCGAGUCUGACGAGGCCGAGUCGCCCAUCGCAGAAUCCGCUCCAGAAGCUCAGCGCGUGGGCAUCGUCGAUUCGCAGCCAGACGAGCAGCCGGAUGAGCAGAUGGAGGUCGCCUCCGCUCCUGCCUCCGAAGCCUCCGCUCCUGCGAUCGACGCAAAGUCUCGCCGCGCCGCCUUCCUCUCGUCCCUUUCCGCGCCCUCCUCUGCAUCUGCAACAGGGAGCUUCGUUCCCAUUGCGCGGUUCGAUCCGGGUACACGCACUGCACCUGCCAUUGACGAAACCCCUACUAUCCCGCCAGCCGAGGAAGCGCCAUCAGCACCGACACCCGUCCUCCCUGCAGCAGCACCCGAAGGCACACGCGUAUCCAUGUCGACCCUGAAACAGAUGUUCCGACCGCAAGAGCCCACUGUCGACACCGGGUUCAGCUUUGGGCUUGGUGCCGACGACAACGGCGAUGCCGGUGCAGGCUUUUCACUGAUGGACUCGUUGGGGUUGGAGUUCGAGCUGGAGGACGAACCCGAGGUUGAAGAACCGCUGCCGAGAGGUACUUCGGGGUGGGGAGCGCAUCGGAUCCAGCAACCACCCACGUCAGUGUCGAUGCAGGAGCAGGAGGUGCGGCCUAAGAAACACGCCCAUUUCUUCCCCUCUUCGUCGACUGACGCGUGGAACGGCGCGGACAGCCAAGGUUCGGUGCAACGCUGGUUGAAGCCUAGAUCGGAAGAGGAGAGGGAGAGAGACUGGGCCAGGUACAAGGAGACUCUGACGGCAGUGGUCAAGAAACGACACAGAGAGGCGGCGAGGAAGCACAAGCGCGGGUUCAGGAGUCAGCCCCGCCAAGAGCAGGGGAAGGUCGACGGUCGCGUUUGA
Messenger RNA from Kalmanozyma brasiliensis GHG001, 3114 nucleotides. Its product is annotated as Nucleolar protein 12. Gene Ontology annotation, cellular component: nucleolus. The coding region runs from base 1 to 3114 and encodes 1037 amino acids. The record is from RefSeq and is a predicted model, not a curated record. Gene Ontology annotation, molecular function: RNA binding. Lineage: Eukaryota; Fungi; Basidiomycota; Ustilaginomycetes; Ustilaginales. The transcript has a single exon.